Molecule: messenger RNA, 2883 nt
Organism: Leptomonas pyrrhocoris
Lineage: Eukaryota; Euglenozoa; Kinetoplastea; Trypanosomatida; Trypanosomatidae
Exons: 1
Coding region: 286-2883 (865 amino acids)
Source: RefSeq, a predicted model, not a curated record
GUGCUGUCUUCCCAAUCACCGUUGAGGGCGUGUGUGUGUGUGUGUGUGUGUCCGUGUGGGCCAUUACAAAGGAAAGACAAUACCUGAAGUGGCCCACGUCGAAAAUUCCACUCAGCAUCAAGAAAGCAGCAGUAGCAAAAAAAGGUUGGAACACAUCAUCGUUUUGGAGAUUAGCAUCGUUAUUACUUCUAAUUGUCUGCUUCUUCUCUCUCCAUAGCAUCGAAUUGCAGAAGAAGCUCUGAUCAUCCAUUACACACUCACACACAGGCAUGCGUGUGUACCAUCAUGACCGACCCAUUUCUAGAAAAUGACGGCAGCAAUCUACUGGAGAAGGAGAUGAGGCAGCUCCGGCUAGAAAACCGCGAGUUGCGCCUCACCAAUACAAACCUGCGAGCACGACUCGCCCUCGCGACCCCCACGGCGUCGGUAGACGGCGACGCACGCGGAGCACGUAUUGUCGGUGCUGGAGCAGGUCGUGCCAUGACGAACAGCGAAGCCGAUCAGCAUGGAGAGGAGGAGGAAAAACCGUGUGAGUCCGCUGCCAUUCGCAGCAGCGCAGACAGGACCACCGCGCCGUUGCCGCAGAGUCGUCGUACACGCGGCAUCCCGUCAUCGAACGCCACCGACUCCUCUGCGCAGGUGACCGCCGCGCGUGUUCAAGAAGCGGUGCAGCAGGCGAAGAAGGAGCUGCAAGGAGAACUGGAUAAGCAACACAAAGCUGCCGCGCUAGAGAAGGCUCAGAAGGAGCAGCUGAAGCGCGAGUUCGAGCUCUUCGUCAGCACCACGUGUGAGCGCGAAGCCGCCUACCAGCUUGUGUACACGCAGCUCUAUCGCGAGAUGGAGGCACAGAAGGAGCUAGUGCGCAGCGCACAGGCACAACUGGAGGAGCAGCGGCUGCAGUCCGUGGAGAUGCGCAAGUCGAUGGAGGCUGCUAUUGCUACCGCUGCAAGCAAGGGUAACAGUGGUGGCGGUGGUCCUGCCGUCGCCCCUCCUACUGCCUCCUCCUCCGCAGCGGCUGUGGAGUCUGUUGGCGACGACUCGAUGGUGCCGUCGGCGAAGCGGCAGCGCACGACAAAAGAGCCGGUCAACGCACCACCCACACGGCAGCAGAUAAAACGUCUGCCAAAGGAUCUCAACUGGUUCGAUUUGGCAGGGGGGACCCCGGCAGCGCCGUCUGACGACGUUGCGAUGCAGAAGGCGGAGACGGAUUCCGCGGGGCCGCGUCAGCUGAAGAUCAUCGCAGGUGGCGCGUCUCUCCGCAACGCGCACAAGGUGCAGAAGAUGAAACGGACGCGUGACACGGUGAGUGAGACGUGCGGGCCUGGCUCCGCUCCGUCUGCCCGUGGGUCGGCACGCAAUGCCCCCACGGGCCUGCACGUUCCUGUCGCCCCGGUGUUCGCGAGUGCGUCCGCCGCGGCAGCGGUGGAUGGCAACAGCAGCAUCACUGUUGGCUCAAGGAGUGUGAACAAGCACCUCGACACACGAGCACCGUCUGCUGCUAUUGCUCCUUCCCCUUCUUCCCCCUCCUCUUCCUUCGCGCACGGUCCUGCCAGUGCGGCAGUGGAGGCGCUGUGGCGACUGCUGCCGCAGCACACGGAGGCGACACAGGGCUUCCUGCCGCUGUGGCAGCACCUCGUCGUCUUACGCGGCACCGACCGCCACUCCGUUCUGCAAGUGUUGGUGUCCCUCCUCGUGCACCUACUAAGCCCCGAUGUGGUGGUAGGCCCUGCUUCCCCGACUACGCGAAGGUCGCAGCCCCCAUCCUUUGCCUCCCUGCCGAAUUCCUUUACCUCUCAGGCCACCUCCAUCACCGUGGUGGCCACCGCCAUCCGCCUCAUCGCGGUGCAGCUCGAGGACGCGGCGCAGCAACAACGCGACACCGCAGCGGCACAGCCGCAAACGAAGAUGCUGCUCAGCUCCCUCUUCUACCGCGUGUGUGUGGCGACGCUGUGCCGCUGGCAGGCCGUCGAUAGCGCUUGGGAGGUCCUCGAGCACUGGGCCAUGGCGAUACACCACCUCUACGGCUUCCAGCCCGCGCUUCUGCAGUUGAUGCACUACACCAACACCACCACCGCCUACCACCGCACCCGCCUUGGGCACAGCUGGAUCGUGUACACGGCGCAGUGCAUCUUCUCGCAGUGCUGCACGGCUGCUGCGUCGUCGGCAAUGCCGGUGGAGACGGCCGUCGCGCGGUGGCGUGAGCUGUGCGACAGCCUCGGCUGGAGUGCGCACGCCCAGACACUCGAGCGGCUCGAGACGGCGGCUGCGCGCUGCGUGGCGAUGACACGCGUAGGCAGUGGCCCCUUCACCCCCUCCUGCGCGGAGGAGGCGCUGCUGUCACUCCGCCUUGUUGUGUUGUAUAAAGGCUUCGACCACAUGGAGCAGAUCGCGAAGCUGCUGGAGCAGCCCGGGGUGCUGCCCAUGGCCCUUACGAAGGAGAUCUAUGCCGAACUGGUCAGUCUUGCCGUGCGGGACCGUGUCCCGUUUCGCACGCAAGAUGCUCUUCACCACGCUCUGCGCCUGCUACGGGAGUACCUGCUGGAAGUCGCCCCCGAGCGCUGCACCUCGGCGGAACACUUCGUCAGCGCCCCACGUCGCAGUCACGUCUUGGCCGCACUGGCGCUGCUGCGUGUAGACGCAACGGAAGAAACAGAAGCGUCGUCGCGUUCGUCUGCGUCCGUCGUCGGGACACAGGGCUACGCGGCGACGGCGGCCAGCGAGGUGCGAGAGUCGGGGAGGAAAGCGGCGCUGCAGUGGCUGCAGGCACAAACGGUGGCACUCGAGGUGGUGCGUCAGAGCCGUUCCCUGGCCCCUGAUCGGCCUCUGCUGUUGCGAGACACACCGUUGGGCCGCUUUCUGUUGAGUGAAGCCGACGCAGAUUGA